Dicentrarchus labrax (European seabass) is the source of this 3423-nucleotide messenger RNA. It is a transcript of the gene susd2, whose product is annotated as sushi domain containing 2. Bases 218 to 2689 code for a protein of 823 amino acids. Lineage: Eukaryota; Metazoa; Chordata; Actinopteri; Moronidae. The transcript has 14 exons. The record is from RefSeq and is a predicted model, not a curated record.
CAUUAUAAACAUGACAGUGUGGGCAUUGUGAAACAGAUAUCUUGUGAGUUACGGUUCUUUAAUUUUUAAAAAAUCUGUUAAUUAAUAACUUUAAAACUGCCAUCGGAGUAUCGCCUAGUUAGCUAUAACCUAUGUAUGUUUCCGGUUUACCUCUGACACACUGCGCGACUCAGUGCCACAGUUUGGUUGUUGUGUUAUUUUGUUCUGUAAGAUAAACAUGAGAGCACACUUGAGAGAAACCAUUUUCCUCUGUGGAAUCUUUCUUAUUUGCUCAUGUCAAACAGCUGCUCAAACAUGCAGGGGGAAGUGUGGAGACAUAUUGGAGGAAUGCUCCUGCCAUACAACCUGUGUCUCUUUGCUGAACUGCUGUUCAGACUACAACCAGUCCUGUUUCCAGGUGAUGCCUCACUCCAGCUCCAUGCUGGGUGGGAGAGCUCUCAGGAUCCUCAGUUUGGUUCUUCAUCCUGGGGGCCGCUUUCUCUGCAGGUUCAAAGGAGAGAUUGAACGAGAAGGAUUUAUUGAUGCUGAGGGCCAAGCCUACUGCGUCUCUCCUUUAUUGUAUGAGACGGGUUGGAUACCAUUUGCUGUCUCAACAGAUGGGAUACAUUUUGACAGAUCUGGAGAGUACUUGUCAGUUCACCCCAGUAAAGCGGACCAUGCUUUCAAAGUCACCCUGGUGAAUGGAACACAGUGGCAGUAUUACGGCACACCUAAUGUGGCAGGACAACUUACGAUGACAUGGAACAGCUCUUUGAUUGGAGCAGAGAAGGUCAACAUAGAGCUGUGGGGUUACACAGAGUUUAGCGGGAGGAUAGAGGCACAGAACAGAUCUGCUCUGCAGGCCAAGCUGAGCUAUCUGUACUCUCUCGGUAGGAAUCUGUCCAACACUGGUGCCUUCAGCUUCAUCCCAGAGCCCUCACAUAACUACUCUGGCUGGGAGCUGGGGAAUAUCCGCAUCACUGCCAGUUCUGAGUCAGAUGGAGCAAGGGAUGUACAGGCGCUGUGGAGCGGAGGUCAUGUCUUAGCCUGGCACCUGGAGCGGGCUUUCAGAGAUGACUCUGCUGUCUGGGCUGAGAAAAAGUGUCAGCAGUGGGACGAACUGGAGAAGAAGCUGCCUAAGUUCCUGGAUGAGCUCAUUAACUGUCCAUGCACUCUGGCACAGGCCCGAGCAGACACCGGCAGGUUUCAUACUGACUAUAGUUGUGACAUCGAGAAGGGCAGUGUGUGCACUUAUCACCCAGGUAGUGUCCACUGCGUCAGAGCAAUUCAGGCCAGUCCUACUCAUGGUUCAGGGCAGCAGUGCUGCUAUGACAGCACAGGCACUCUGGUGCUGACGGGAGACUCGAUCAGUGGCAGCACCCCAGAGAGGGCUCACGACUGGGGCUCACCUCCAUACAUGGAGCCGCCACGGGUGCCUGGAUACUCCCACUGGCUUUACGAUGUCAUUAGUUUCUACUAUUGCUGCCUGUGGUCAAACCACUGCCACAUCUACUUCAGCCAUCGCCCUUCUAGUGAGUGUCGCAACUACCGGCCCCCAAGAGCUGGUGUUGUCCUUGGGGAUCCGCAUUUCAUAACGUUCAACGGCCUCAACUACACUUUCAAUGGCAAAGGAGAGUUCUACCUUGUGUCCUCGCCAGACAAAGAGCUGAGUGUUCAGGCCAGAACAGAACAGGUGAAACUUAAGAACGGUACCUUGGCCAAAGCCACAUGGCUGUCAUCAGUGGCGAUGAAGGAGAAUGCCUCUGAUGUCAUCGAGGUACGUCUAGCAGAGGGCCACCUUCAGGUGCUAAGGAACCAGAAGGUGCUUCCUUUCACUGAGCAAAGAUCGAUGGACCUACACGGAGUAUUUGUGUUCUGUCCCAGUCCUCACAAUGUGACCGUAAGCUUCUGCUCUGGUGCCAGUGUGGAGGUUCGUGUGCAUGAGGGAACAAUGGCAGUGACCGUGCUACUUCCAACAGAGUUCAACCAUAGUCAGGGUCUCCUCAGCUGGAUGAACUCAUCAGAUGCCCUGUUGACCCAAGUUGGCGAGGUCAUCUCUUCAGCCGACGCCACGCCAGAGGAAAUCUUUACCUUUGGAGCCAGCUGGAACAUUUCAAAGAACUCUUCCCUUUUCACAUACGACUCGAAGUACCUUUUGGAUGCCUACUAUGUCCCACCAAGCCACGAUCCUGCUUUUGUUCCUGUUUUUUCUUUGCCUGAGGGACCUGAUGACCCUCUGGUGGCAGACAUGUUGAAGAUGUGCUUUGGAGAAGGAGCAAGGUUCUGUAAAUAUGAUACACUGACCACUCGGAGCCUCACAGUGGGAAACGCAACACUCAGGGCCUACCAGAGUUAUCAGGCUCAAAUGGUAGCACUGGAGCCAGUGGUGUCUUGUGGCUGGCUUUCCACACCCAGGAAUGGGAAGAAGAACGGUACAUGUUACCUAGAAGGGAGCACUCUGAGCUUCACCUGCAAUGAAGGCUACAUACUGUAUGGUUCAACAGAACGCAUUUGUCUGAAUGAUAGGACCUGGACCGGAAAGCAACCCUACUGCAUAACAGAUAAUAACGUGGGGUUUGUACUUGGCGCUGUUGGUUCCCUCUCAGCCCUGGUCACAGUGGGAGUAAUGAUCAAACUGCACGACAGGAAACAAGACAGAGAGAAAAAAGAGAAAGGGGACCAGAUGGUGACCCUAGAACAAACUUGCUAAACCUUCGAAGUCCUUUCGGAUUAUGGAUCACACCACUCCACAUUGAAACCUUUAGCUAUGUGGCCUAUGGCGACAAAUAUGUUUGCAUUUGGAAAAUCACAUGCAGUCGUGUUGUUCAUUAGGACGAUGGUUUUCUCUUGACCUGUUGACCUUAUCAGGAAAACCUCAGGUGCUGGUGAAGCUUUCAGCGUGUUGUUUGGCCUCAUGUUUUGCUUCUUGUUUAGUUUGGAAAACCUCCAGAUCGUGGUAAAUGGUGCAUGGGGUGAGGAUUGAGGGUAUUGAAGUAAAGGAAAAAUGCCAUGAUUGUUUUUAUAUUCCCGUUUUGCAUGACUGGACGUCCGAUCUUCGCUAGGGAGAGAGAGAGAGAAUUGUAUAAAUACUUUACAGAGAUAUCAUCAUUACAGUCAACCCUCCCUUCUCCUCUUCUCUAAAAUAGGACCAGAUGUGUUCAUGCUCAUGUCAAAUGUGAAAUGAACCUGAUCAUUUAUUUGGUUGAAAGACUUUGAACUCAUAGUCAGCCUUUGUGUGGGCUCACAGCCUUCAGUCAAACGAAGGGUUUUGCUGAGUGACUGAGCUGGAAAAAUCCACAAAUGUUACAUACAGGUCACCUUUUUGCACUAUAUCAACACUUGCUUUCUGAGUUUGCACUGUAACAUGUGUAUAAAAAGGCAUUUUAUAAUAAUUGAUUGAAUGCAUAUGUAAAUGUCAAAUUAAAAAUCAAUGAGAGAAUCAAA